UCUUUAAAUAAACGUUCAUUGUGUGUUAUACUUGCCGACUGGAGUACACGCCAUUGAAGGUGUUGAUUAAUUCAAAAUGCUUGCGAAAACGUUGCGCACCAACUUGAAGCCGUUUAUUGUGGGAUUCUGUACUUGUGCAUUUCUCUUUUCGGUCGUGGCGAUGGUGUUGCGGAUUAAAACAGACAGUGUGUAUAGCUCAACAAACCCAAUACCGAAAUCGGACAAACUCGGCUGGCAGGCAGAUGAGAAGGUAUCUUCUGACAAAACAGCGAUAUCCGCGGGGACAAUAAGCGAUCUCGCAGGUACAGUGAGCGAUCACCCAGAGACAGUCAGCGAUCACACAGGUACAGUCAGCGAUCGCAUUCGGAAGGUACUGAUUCAUGGAAACGGCAGUUAUAAUUUGCACCCAGAUCUUCGUAACAAAAAUUCUUUUUCGCAGUAUGGGCAAGACAAGUACCUAAGCAGCCACUUUGGGUCGAAAAGAAAUGGGUUUUUUGUUGAAAUCGGAGCGUAUGACGGACAGUUUCUAUCGAACACAUUACUCCUUGAAAUGAAGAACAACUGGACGGGACUUUUAAUUGAAGCCAAUCCACACAUGUUUUCUCUCAUAUCUUCUGUAAACAGAAAUUGUUAUGCUAUUAACUGUUGCCUUGGAUAUACGAAUUCGUCCUUGACAUUUACGCUUGCCGGGAUGAUUUCCAGUGCAGAUGCAGUCAUAACUGCACGUCACAGGAAUAGAAUAAACAGCGAAAGUAACAAUUUUAAAAAUGACAAAACGUACAACAAAACCGUAACCGUUCAAUGUUACAGCCUCUUCGAAGUUCUGAACGUGAUUGGAACUAAAAAGGUGGAUUACUUCUCAUUGGAUGUUGAAGGCGCGGAAUUGUACAUCCUGGAGUCCAUAGACUGGAACCAAAUUGACAUUGAUGUCUUCACCAUAGAAACGGAUCAACACAGAGACACAAUAAUGUCGUUCAUGAAAGAUCACGGAUAUAAAUGGCUUACACAAUUGCAAGGAGAUGACAUUUUUAGUAAACGACGUGAUUAGCAUAGCAUUACAUGUUGGCAAAACAUGAGUAUAAUUACAGUGACAGAAUGUGUUAUUCACAUCAUCGAAACGCUUUGGUGAGUUUUUGGUAAGCUUGUGAACAUAACGAUAUGUAGGCACUUUAGCAGAAUGCGAAUACUAGUAAUAUGCUCGCCAUAUUAACGUACAUUGUGCAUGUUCGAGUCCAAACAGUAAAGAAAGUAUACAGGAAAUAUAUUUAAUGUAUUAUAUUUAUAUAUAAACAUUUUAUUCUGUAUCUAUAAAUAUGUAAUAAAUGUAUUUUUCUCUA
Molecule: messenger RNA, 1337 nt
Organism: Dreissena polymorpha
Lineage: Eukaryota; Metazoa; Mollusca; Bivalvia; Myida; Dreissenidae
Exons: 1
Coding region: 77-1048 (323 amino acids)
Source: RefSeq, a predicted model, not a curated record